CAAGUUUAAAAGAGAAAAAAACAUUGUUCUUAAGAUUAUGGGAAUGGCACUUGCUGAACUAGUUUCAGGCCUGGGAGGACUGCUCUUCCUAUGGAGCGCAGUUCAACAAUUCUUGCCGGAAAAUUUCCAAUACCACAUCCAGAAAUGGUUUUCCAGGCUUCCCAAUUACUUCAUUCAGCAUAUGCACAUUACUUUUGAAGAAUACAACAACAACAAUGGCCGGACCAAUGAAGCCUACACUUGCAUCAAGAAUUACCUGGGUGCUAAAUCCAUCAAGAAGGCUGCUUAUCUCAAAGCAGACAAAUCCCGGAACAGCAAAUCUCUGCAGUUCACCUUGGACGAAGGCGACGAGGUCAUUGAUGAGUUCCAGAAUGUCAAGAUCAAAUGGGUUGCUUACCAGGAAACCGUCAAGGAAAGUGGCCAUGGUUCCGGCAGGAAUAGUAUGCCAUUUGAGAAGCGGAGUUUUGUUCUUAAAGCGCAUUCGAGAUAUCGAGAUCUCGUCAUGGAAGAUUAUUUGAAUCAUGUCAUGAAAGAAGGGAAAUCAAUUCAGUUUCAAAACAGGAAGAGGAGGCUUUACACCAACAACAAAGACGAGGAUUGUUACUGGAAAGGGGGAAGGUGGAGUUACAUUAAUUUCCAGCAUCCUGCGAGUUUCGAUACCCUCGGGAUGGAUCCCUUGAAGAAGGAAGAAAUUCUUGAUGAUCUUGAUUCUUUUAAGACAGGGAAAGAUUAUUAUAAGAAGAUCGGGAAGGCUUGGAAGAGAGGGUAUCUGCUUUAUGGUCCUCCAGGAAGUGGAAAAUCAACCAUGAUCGCAGCAAUAGCUAAGUAUUUAGAUUAUGACAUUUAUGAUCUUGAACUCACCUCUGUUAGGGAAAAUGCAGAGUUGAAGCAGCUUUUGAUUGAAACGAGCAACAAAUCGAUGAUAGUUAUUGAAGAUAUAGAUUGCUCACUUGAUCUCACCGGAGCAAGAAAGAAUGACAAAAAGGAAUCAGGAGAUGAAAAAGAUGGCGAAGACAAUAAUAAGAAGCAGAGUUCUGAAACAGAGGAGGAUAAAAACAGGAGUAAAGUGACUCUAUCUGGGCUGCUGAAUUUCAUUGAUGGGAUAUGGUCAGCUUGUGGGGAAGAAAGGGUCAUCGUAUUCACAACAAAUCAGGUCGAAAAACUCGAUCCGGCAUUGAUUCGUCGAGGACGGAUGGACAUGCAUAUUGAGAUGUCUUACUGCAAAUUUGAGGCAUUCAAGAUAUUGGCUAAGAACUAUUUGGACAUUGACUCGCACCCUUUGUUUGGAGAAAUCAGACAAUUGUUAGAGGAAAACGAGGUUAGUGCUUGUGAUGUUGCAGAGAAUUUGAUGCCAAGAAGGAAAUGGAGGGAUGAUCAUGUGGAGAUUUGUUUACUCAAACUGAUUGAAGCUAUCAAAAACCAACAACAUAAGAAAGGAAAAAAGGAACAAAAAGAGGAGGAAGUGCAGGAACAAGAAAGGUCAACCAAGUUUGAGUGAUUGUUGUGACUGUAAUACUUAUUAAUAAUCAGUCUUGCAUGUUUGGUUAUCAAUGUAGAAAUUGGAGCUGAUAACGAGCUCAUUUUAUUAUCUUUCAUGGGUGCGACAAAAUUAGCACUCUCUUAUUACAUUUUUAAUUUUUUGAUCGAAAAUUUAUUGAGAAUUUUCACUAGGUAUAGCAUCGUUGUUUUGUUUUGUUUUUUUUGAAAAAAACAUUUGCCUGUAAGAAAUUAAAAUCAGGAAUCGAAUCCUAGCAUCUC
This is a messenger RNA of Oldenlandia corymbosa var. corymbosa, 1758 nucleotides long. Lineage: Eukaryota; Viridiplantae; Streptophyta; Magnoliopsida; Gentianales; Rubiaceae. The record is from the annotation of a GenBank genome assembly.